Messenger RNA from Nanorana parkeri, 1474 nucleotides. RefSeq lists its product as uncharacterized. Lineage: Eukaryota; Metazoa; Chordata; Amphibia; Anura; Dicroglossidae. The record is from RefSeq and is a predicted model, not a curated record. The transcript has 9 exons. Bases 29 to 1474 code for a protein of 481 amino acids.
UGGAAGGCGGAAGUACUUUAAACGGGUGAUGGCUCUUCCGGACCCUGAGAGGAGGGCAUCUGGCUGGAAAUACUCUAAAACUGCCCUUCCUGAAGAGGAUGUCAUAAGCCUUCUAAAGGACUUUGCAGAGUUGAAACGAAAAGAGCGUAAAAAUGAUCCUGAAGUGAAACGCGUAAAGAACAAAUAUAAAUUGAAGGCUUCAGCUUAUCCAUCUCCUGGAAAUAUUUUGCACACUGGACGCCAACUUCCUCGCUCUCCUGGUCCUGGGGUUCUACCUUUGCUCCCCUCACAGAAAUUUGAGCCGCAAGAACCUGGAGAUGAGUGUUUUGAGCAAUUGAGAUCUUUUUCACUUACAGACCUGGACAACAUAGUACCCUCUGGCAAGCAGCUGCAGCGUACCCCUUUAUUUACGAAGCCUGAGCAUUGUCAUGUACUGAGGGAGAUUCACCCCAAUACCAAGAAUGUCAGCAGUACACAGAAACUGUCCCGGACUGCCAACAACUCAGUAAUAUGUAAUACAACUUCAAUUCUAAGUCACGUACAGCCUGUAAACAUAUCUGACACUCUGAAGGACAUAGACAAUGAGGGUCCAGUGGCUGAGAUCAGUGCACACACCGAAACUACUGAAAAGGGGAACAUCUCUAGCCACCAGGCUUGUAAUAACAGGAGAAUAAGUGAACUACCUGUUCAAGGGUUGAAUCAAAUGCGUAUUUCAGGAGUAUUAAAAAAGAUGCCUGGCUAUGAAUGUCGCAGUGAAGACCUGGAGUUCCUGACGUGCAUGAAAAUGCAAGAGAAGGCUAAAGUACUGAAGGCAGAGUUACUUUGUCUAAGAAAGGAUCUUGCAGCAGCAAACCAGGACAAAGAACUGCUCAUUGCCAGGAGGGAUAAGAUUGAAGAGGAUAUUCAUAGGAUGAAAUUGGCCUACACAAGGACUCUGCAGCUAGGGAGAGCUUUCCUGAGCAGGACACAGGAUGUCGCUGGUGUCCAGGGUCUGUCUUCCCAAGAUGUUCUCAAGCAGUUAAACCAUUUGACCGUUCAGAGUGUACAUCAGCAGAAGAGAGCUCAACUACUGGCAGCUCAGAAAGAAGUCAUUAGGAGACGAGAAGAAGCAGGCAGUGUAACAAGACAUUUAGAAGACACAAAAAGCUCACUGAUGUCUAAAAUUGAAUCCUACGAGAAAUGUGUGAACACAGCAAAAGAGAGAAUCCAGCAGCUGAAUGAUGACGUGAUUACUUUGAAAACUCAAAUUGAAAAAACAGACGAAAAGAAAUCUAAGCUAGAGGAAAGUGUAGAGAAGAAGCGAGAACAUAUUAACCAAUGCUUGGAACAACAGUCGGUACCUCCACCACAACGAGAUAUCUCUGAAGAGGAGCGUGAAAGAAUGAACCGGAGAAUGCAGCGUAUUCUCCAUAGAAAAAACCUUUAUAUAGAACGAGAGAGAAUCCUCCAGAAGUUGAAACGAGACCUGAAAUGA